This is a messenger RNA of Engraulis encrasicolus (European anchovy), 1029 nucleotides long. Its product is annotated as gamma-crystallin M2-like. The record is from RefSeq and is a predicted model, not a curated record. Gene Ontology annotation, biological process: visual perception; lens development in camera-type eye. NCBI's taxonomy places the organism in Eukaryota, Metazoa, Chordata, Actinopteri, Clupeiformes, Engraulidae. Gene Ontology annotation, molecular function: structural constituent of eye lens. Bases 601 to 1002 code for a protein of 133 amino acids. The transcript is spliced from 2 exons.
GUUCUGCUUCGGACAACAGCCCUUUACAACACUGUUCAGGUGAUGACUCAUGGCAUUGAAACAAAGGUACAACAGAUAGUUAAGAAUGAAGUUGAGUAUAAAAGCGACCGAGUGGCAAGGUAAUGGCAAGCCAGGUUUGAGACAUAAGCAGCCAAAAUGAUGGGCAGGGUAAGACUUGUAAACAGUUACAUUUUAGACUCUUGCUUUGAAUUUUGUGCUUAUUGAUGAUUGAGAGUGAUUUUGUUAAAUAUUAGCACAAAAGUUCCCAUUGAAAAAAUAUUAUAUGUAAAUUUGGUGAAUGGUUUGUGAUCUCAGUUGCUGUGUAUAGCCUAACAAUUUAAAAGCUAGUAAAGAGAAACAAUUUAUUACAAUCAAUAAGCAUGUAGUACACUACAAGUUACAGUAGGCCUAUACUAACAAUGUUUACAAGGUACAGGAGAAAACAACAUUUCAUGUCUGUGUACUCUACUCUGAAUAUAGAUCACCUUCUACGAGGACAGGAACUUUGGGGGCCGUUCCUGGGACUGCAGUGGAGACAGUGCUGAUUUCUCCCCCUACCUCAGCCGCUGCGGCUCCUUCAGGGUGCACAAUGGCUGUUGGAUGAUGUACGACCAGUCCAACUACAUGGGAAACCAGUACUUCAUGAGGAGGGGAGAGUACCCUGACUACAUGAGCAUGUGGGGUUGGAACAACUCUAUCCAUUCCUGCCGUCAUAUCCCCAUGCACAGAGGAAACUACAGAAUGAGGAUCUACGAGAGGGAGAACUUCGGUGGUCAGAUGCAUGAGUGUAUGGACGAUUGUGACAGCAUGAUGGAUCGCUACCGUAUGAACCAGUGCCAGUCUUGCCACGUGAUGGAUGGUCACUGGCUCAUGUAUGAGCAGCCCCACUACAGAGGAAGACAGUACUACUUCCCUCCUGGAGAGUACAGAAGCUGGAGAAACAUGGGAUACCCCAACAUGAGAUUCAGUAGCAUGAGGCGUAUCACGGACUCUAUGCACUAAGCACUUGAAACUUGAACCUGAAAUAUG